UAGUCACUUGUGUCAGUCAUGAAAAGAUAUCGACCAAUCAGCGCCUUUGUAAUUUCUACCGAAACUCCUCCUCUCGCAUGUCUGUACUUUGUUGUUCGUCUGCAAAAGAGAAACUAAAAGAUGCCACUACUUCGAAGGCAGCCAUUUCAUCGGGAAAAACCACCACCCGAUCUUCGCCCAGAUGAAGAAGUUUUUUUAUGCAAACUUACUAGAGAAGUUUUCAGAGAUUAUGAAAAAUUCUUUGAGAGGAUUAUAUUGUGCAACAGUCUUGUAUGGUCAUGCUCAAUUACUGGUAGAUCAGGACUGACAUACCAAGAGGCAGAAGAAUCGGAAGAAAAAGCUUUGAAGCAGCUAGCAUCAUUCCCUGCUUACUUACAAAAGCCAAUUUUAUUCCUCGCUACCAAGACACAGAGAAGUCGAUUAGCUGACUUAAAUGAUGAUGUGUUUGUGUUUGCUAAAGACAGGUUCUUCAAAGGAGAGAUGGUUGAUGUUAUUUCUGGACCAUCAAAAAAAGUAUGCAAAGUAAUUGAUGUUAUAGCACCAGGGAGUUCUACACCAAAGUCGCCAGCAGUGAAUGGAGACUCAGGAGAGGCUAUGGAGGUGGAGGAUGAGAAAAAGUCCCCAGAGAAGAAGAAAGGUGUUAUCAAACCAGAGAAUUUCAAGUAUGUUGUUCAAGCAAAUGACAAGGCCGCUUCAAAUACAGUCUCUUUCAAAAUGGUCAGUCGUAAGAAGGGAUUGUUUACAAGAGACAAAUGUAAACUGUUUUUGAAGCAGAGCUGUGAUAAUGAAGAUGGGAUGUGGAAAGUAAAGCAAGCAAAAGUGAAGAAGUUCCAUCUGGAAACUGUGAAGUUUGAAGAUAUAUUCUCUGGACCUGCACCACAGUUUGAAUUCUCUGAGAUCAAAUUGAAGAAAGUAGGACCAAAGAAAGAACCAAAAGAAUCUUCUCCAGCCCUUCCAAAGAAGAGUGUUGAUAAUGGGUCAAAGAAAACAAUCUCACCUCAGUUAACACUGGAGGAACUGAAGGCACUGAAAGAACAAGAUAGACUUCAGAGAGAAAAGGAGAAAGAAGAAAAAUUGGCACAGAAAAUCAAAGAAAGAGAAGAACUUAGGCGAAAGUUUGAAGAGGAGAAGGAAAAACGAAAACAGGAAAAGGCUUUGGAAUUGGAGAAGAAACGUGAGGAGAAGAGAAUACAAGCUGAGUUGUGGAGAGAAUGGAGUCGACAUAGAGAUGAUCUGGAAUGUGAUGAUCUUAAGGUAUUACCUCAGCCGACAGCCUUGCAAUGCCGUUUACCUGUAGAUCAUUUUGGUGAUGCUGUAAUGGUUGUUGAGUUUGUUAACUGCUUCAGCUCCAUAUUUGAUCUCAAAGCCAGCUUUCCCAGGGGAUUCUCACUGAAGACCUUAAAUGAAGCCCUCCUUGAGACAGAUGCAGGUGGAUUAAUGGCGGAUCUGUUGCUGAUGAUGUUGACAGCAAUUUUCAGUCUGCAAGAAGAAGAGGAAGAGGAAGAAGCUGAGCUUACUAAAGAAGGCAAACAACAAGACUUGCCUGAUGAAAAGAUGGCAGCUUCUGACAUGUCGAUGAAUCAAUUGAUCGAUGCAGCUACAGCCAUGUCACAUUUACCUCUACUCAACCAUGGUACUUCACUGAGAAAACUGCCUCUUGACAACUUCACAUUGACUGAGAUAUUGCGUCUACACAUACUUGGUUCUGGUGCUCAAGGCAACAUGGCUAAUGCAAAGUUCAGGUACCAACAGAGGGGUGGUUACAUGCCCAUAGAUGAUGCAGGUUUGGACUUCAAGAAAAGGGAACCAGAAAUUGUCAGCAAAUUAGCUGUAGAAAACAUCUAUGAUCUUCCACCAAAUGAGAAACUGAAAUUGCUGAUUGUGUUGGUUGACCAGUUUCUUACAUAUGCUGCUACACGAGACAUAAUAGAGGAUAACUUUGACAAGCUGAGACAGUUAAAGAAUGAUCUCAAACAGUUACAGUGGGGAGAACAGAAGAGGGAGAGAGAGGAGGCAGCUAACAGGUACAAGGCCAGACUGGAAGAAAGGCAACGUGAACGUGAUCUAAUGGAAAAGAGAAGAAUAGUGAAAUUCAAGAAAAGGGAAGAAAUGGUGAGACGAGAGGAAGCAGUUAAAAGUGGCUCAGAACCAGGACAAGAUGUGAUUGACCUUGCUAAAGACAUUGAGGUAGCAGAACAAGAACUGUCGGAGUUGGAAGCCUUGAUGCCAUCCCAGGAGGAGAGAGAUAAGAUGAGAACAGAGGAAGAUGAUGAAGAGGCAGACAAGAAAGCUGAAUACACAGCAAAGGAAAGAGAUUUUGUUGACAGUAUACUAGAUCUACAACAUGGUAAUGCCAUAUAUCCAAUUGGACGUGAUAGAAUGUACCGGCGGUAUUGGAUGUUCAAAUCUAUACCAGGUAUAUUUAUAGAAGAUGAUGAGCAGCAUGUGUUACCUGAAUUGUUACAUGCAUGUCAACAAAAUCCACUAGGAAGUACUUUUGAUUUGAAUGAUCCUUUCACAGCUCCACCAAAGCUCAACCAGACAAAACCUUCAGAAACUUCUCAACAGCCAGUGGUGGCAGAAUCCUCUGCUCCAGGGUUAAAUCAGGAAAACAAAGAUGGCAGUGAUAAAGAAAAUGACUCAAUGAAUGCAUCUCUAAACAAUAGUGCUCUCACAGAUGGUAAUUCUAGUCUCAGGGUUCAGUCUGCUAACACAAGUCUAGUGAAUACAAAUGCUGUUGGUGAAAACAAAUCUGAAAAUACAGUUUCGAAAGAGAACGGUGGUGCAAUAGUUAUAAGUGAUGAUGAAGACUCAAAACCUCCCAUGUUAGAACUUGAACAAAAAGUAGAACCAACGCCUGUUAUUGAAACCCCAGCAGUGAAACAGAUUAAUGAAAUAGCUAAACAUAAAUGUAAAUGGGCAUUCUACAGAAGCGAGGAAGACCUUGAAGCAUUGAUAGCUUCCCUAAAUGGAAGAGGUUUUCGUGAACGGGCUCUUAAAAAUGCAAUUUUAGAACAUAAAAGUAAAAUCUUGGAUACAAUAACGAAAGUGCCAGCAGAUCUUUUACAUAUACCGGAGGAAGAUGAAAAUGAUUCUGCAGAUGAAAAUGGCAGUUCUAAGCUGAUGACAAAGGAGUGGAAGAGAGGUCGCAGAAAUGUGACGGGAAUGAUGCAUAAUGAUUCUGCACACGAGGGUCUUGAACUCAACUUGCGGGAGAUGAUUCUUGACCUAGAGGAGAGAAUACAUGUUGGAUCUCUAGGUCACCUCAGGGUAUCCGACAGGGUUAGCUGGAGAGAUGCGAUAGAGAACGGAGGCUAUGAACCAUGCACAGAUGAUAUCCUGUUUAAGAAGGAAGUAAAGGAUAGCAAAGAAGAGAAUUCCAAUAUCGAUGGAGAAGAAAUGGAUGUGUCCACAGAGGAGGAAAAUUUUACCAUGGCCGUAGCCAAAGAUAUGGCAAAGUCUCUAGUACAGAUUGCAAGAGGAAUUGAACCUAAAUAUAUGCAGCCACCACUGGGUGAUGAUGAGAAGACCAAACUGGCCAAACAGAAGGCUGAGAAGAAAGAUGAACAGAGGAAAAAGAAAAGAGAGGAGGAUGACAGUGAUGAAGAUGAUGACGAUGUUGUGGUAAUUCAUAAAACACCGAAGAAAUCCCUGAUGGAACGUUGGGAAGAUUCCUGCCUACUCAGUACAAGUCUAGCCCAGGUGUUCUUGCACCUGUCCACCUUGGAGAAGUCAGUGACCUGGUCAAAGUCAAUCCUUCAUACUCGCUGCAGGAUCUGCCGUAGGAAAUGUGACCCAGAGAAGAUUCUCCUGUGUGACCAGUGUGACAGAGGACAUCACAUGUACUGUCUGAAACCACCACUCAAGCAUGUACCUCAAGGAGAGUGGUUCUGUCCAGAUUGUCGCCCGAAGGAUGUAAAACGAAGUCCAAGGAAGGGAAGGCGGCGAACAUUCAGUGAGAGGGAGGAAGUAUCAAGUGGUGAAGAGGAGGAGGAGGAGUCUGAGGAUGAAGAAAGUGAUGAUGAGGAGGCAGAAGAUGAAGCGAGUUCUGACGAGGAGAAUGACACUAUGUGUGCUGUGUGUAGUAAAUCUGGCAAGCUUAUCUGCUGUGACAACUGCCCUCUCUCAUACCAUCUCAACUGUGCUAAACCUCAACUCAAGAAAAUUCCCAAGGGUAAAUGGUUGUGCCAGAUCUGUGCUGGUACAGACACCAAGGCUGGAAAAAUCAAGAUGAACCUUGGGAAAGGUAAAAAGAAAAAGAACAGUCCGAAAAUUACACCAAACUCGAGUAGACAAUCUUCUAGAAGAGGUAGCCCACGUGAUAGUCCUGUCACAGUGAAUUCAGGGAAGAAACGUAAACGUGAGGACUCCCCGAUUGUGGAAGAAAAACAAAAAAUGCGAAAAAAUGCAAAAUCUACUUCAAAACUUGUUCAGGAAUUCAAAAUUGAUGAGCCGAAGCACUAUGUGAGCAGUUCCCGUGGUAACACGAAGGUGCAGCAGCUCAAGAUGUUGGAGGAUAUUGUGCUUGGACUGAUGGAGGAAGACGAAGCCUGGCCUUUCCUCAGACCUGUCAACAAGAAAGAUGCACCAGACUACUAUGAAAUUAUUAAGAAGCCCAUGGAUUUCCAGACAAUUAAGAACAAAAUCAAUAAGUUUCUGUACACAGAUCCAGCCGAGAUUGUGCAGGACACCCGCCAGAUCUUUACAAAUUGUAUAGAAUACAAUAAACGUACUACCCAGGAAUUUAAGGCCGGAGCAAACAUGUCUAAACUAUUUGAGAAGAGGAUGAAGAAUCUGGAGGAGUCAGCUGCUACAAAUGGACCAACAGGGAAACGUGCUAGAACAAAAUAAAAAAAAUAUGCAAACUUACUGAUUUCUCACAGUGAAGUACAAGUUCACAAUGUAUGCAUUAAAAUUAAUUGUUUUAUAACAAAGAUGUUGGUGCACAUACACAAAUGCAUAAUUGAAAAGCUGGUAUUUUAUAUCUUUAUGAUGAAAUAGAUGUUAAAAUUACCCUGUACCUUACAUGCAUUUACUGGUUGAAAAAGCUUUAUUUGGAUCAUUGCUUUAUGCUGUUGUCCAUAAUGGGAAAAAAACUCUUUUUAAAGGCCUUUUUUUGGGUGGAGGGACGAGGAUUAUGUAGGAUAUAAAAAGGCAAACUGUUUUGAAUCUACAAAUUAGUCCAUUUAUAGAUUGAAGUGCAUUUGUAUUAAAUAUCAGUUUAGUAACCUUGCUGUAGAAACUGUGGCCUGCAGAUAACCUGCCUUCCUUGAGCUAGCUUAAAGUGGAACUGUUUGGUUAUUUGACAGGGGCCUCAGGAAAAUUUAAAUAUUGAAGAAAAAAGUCUGAUCGCUCGGUGUCUGUCGUCCGUCAACAUUUAGCUUGUGUAUGCAGUAGAGGCUGUAUUUUUCAACUGAUCUUCAUGGAAUUUGAUCAGAAUGAUUACCUUGAUGAAAUCUAGGCAGAGUUCGAAAAUGGGUCAUCUGGGGUCAAAAACUAGGUCACUAGGUUAAAUCAAGGAAAAACCUUGUGUAUGCUAUAGAGGCUGUAUUUUUCAAUUGAUCUUCAUGAAUUUUUGUCAGAAUGAUUACCUUGAUGAAAUCUAGGCCAAAUUCGAAAAUGGGUCAUCUGGGUUCAAAAACUAUGUCACUAGGUCAAAUCAAGGAAAAACCUUGUGUAUGCGAUAGAGGCCAUAUUUUUCAUUGAUCUUCAUGAAUUUUGGUCAGAAUGAUUACCUUGAUGAAAUCUAGGCCGAUUUGAAAAUGGGUCAUCUGGGGUCAAAAACUAUGUCACUAGUUCAAAUCAAGGAAAAACCUUGUGUGUCUGAUAGAGGCUGUAUUUUUCAACUGAUCUUCAAGAAAUUGGUCAGAAUGAUAACCUUGAUAAAAUCUAGGCCAAUUUUGAAAAUGGGUGAUCUGGGGUCAAAAACUAGGUCACUAGUUCAAAUCAAGGAAAAACCUUGUGUAUUUGACAGAGGCAGUAUUUUUCAACUGAUCUUCAAGAAAUUUGGUCAGAAUGAUAAUCUUGAUAAAAUCUAGACCAAUUUUGAAAAUGGGUGAUCUGGGGUCAAAAACUAGGUCACUAGUUCAAAUCAAGGAAAAGCCUUGUGUAUUUGACAGAGGCAGUAUUUUUCAACUGAUCUUCAAGAAAUUUGGUCAGAAUGAUAAUCUUGAUAAAAUCUAGGCCAAUUUCGAAAAUGGGUCAUCUGGGGUCAAAAACUAGGUCACUAGGUCAAAUCAAAGAAAAACAUUGUGUAUGGAUAGAGGCUGUAUUUUUCAACUGAUCUUCAUGAAUUUUGGUCAGAAUGAUUGCCUUGAUAAAAUCUAGGGCAGAUUGGAAUAUGGGUCAUCUGGGGUCAAAAACUAGGUCACUAGGUCAAAUCAAAGAAAAACCUUGUGUAUGUGAUAGAGGCUGUAUUUUUCAAUUGAUCGUCAUGGAAUUUGGUCAGAAUAAUUGCAUUGAUGAAAUCUAGGUCAACUUAGAUGAUGGGUCAUCUGGGGUUAAAAACUAGGUCACUAAGUCAAAUCAAAGGAAAACCUUGUGUAUGCGAUAGAGGCUGUAUUUUUCAAUUGAUCUUCAUGAAAUAUGGUCAGUAUGAUUGCCUUGAUGAAAUCUAGGUCAAGUUUGAAUAUGGGUCAUCUGUGGUCAACAAGUAGGUCACUGGGUUAACUCAAAGAAAAACCCUGUGUAUGCGAUAGAAGCUGCAUUUUUCAAUUGAUCUUCAUAAAAUUUGGUCAGAAUGAUUGCCUUGAUCUAAGUCAGAUUUGAAUAUGGGUCAACUGGCAUCAAAAACUAGGUCACUAGGUCAUAUCAAAUAAAAUACUUGUUUAAACUCAAGAGACCACAUUUUUGGUCCAAUUCUAAUGAAAAUUGGCCAGAAUAUUUGUUUCCAUAAAAUCCCUAGGUCAAACAUGUUCACACUGUUAUAGUGUGUUUUCAGGUGAGCGACUUAAGGGCCAUCCUGGCCCUCUUGUUGAAAUUAGUUUCAGGGUUUUCCUUGUAAUUUGAGUAAGAAACUGUGAAGAAGUUGGUGAUUUGCAGGAAGUUUUCUGUAGUGAUUACAAAAUUGGGAAACUGAGCUUUAUUGGUGUUCAAGAUAUUGUGACUAGGAGAACAUUAAAUAUUGGGGCUUGAAAAUUAAGAAAUGUAUUGCUGAUGGUUGGAAGUAUUGUGUUUAUAGUCCAUGUUAGUAUUGCCAUAUUUUUACUUCAUUUGUUUGGUUACAGACUUCUUUGUGAGGUUUUGAAAGUCACAUAGGUGACUGUCAUUGGAGAAACUUUGAAAAACUGUUUAAUGCUUCCUAAUUUAGUAUGGAAAAGAUCCUUUUCUUUACUGGGUCAGAUUUGUGCUCUUAUUCAACAUUCCAUAAUUUGUAUCUUAGUUGAAGACAUUAAGUUAAAAAAAAAAAGCAUUAUGCAGUAGACCAGUUCAGUCUGUUAAAGUGUUCUGUUGAAAAGAUGCAUCUGAAGUUCAAAUAGAAAUACUAAGAAAAAUGGAAAGAAUGGUUUUGUAUAACAUUUAUGGCAUGUUUAUUGUAAAUACAUGUAUUUAUAAUUUACAAAUAUUUAUAUAUAUUGUUUGUGUAGUAUAUAGAACUAGGUUAUGUGUAGAUGUGAUAGUGUUAUUUUCCUUUCUCAGAUACCUCAGUUUUGUUCCUCAGUUCAUAAAGUUUACUUCAGAAAGCCUUUCAUAGAUUUACAUCUGUUAAAACUUCUUUUCUUUUUUUUGUUCAAAACUUAGAUAUUUUAGUAUUAUAUGUUAUGGGUUUAGAAGCAGUUGUGAGCAUUUAUCACAAAGUAUGAAUCGUUCAACACUAGAGUGUAUUAUUUUAUAUUUAAAUGCAAGCAAGGCGUUUGAAAGACAAAAAUCUCCCAUAAAUUCAAUGAAGCUGUGUGCUUACCUAUGAACUGGCGUGGCAGAAGGGCAAACCUACAUUUAGACCCCAAAAUAUUAAGUAGCUCCUGCCUUGUUUAUAUUGAACAAAGUCUUAUAAAAUUUUCCACAAUUUUGUUAAGUCUUGACAAAGCAAAUAGAACAUUUAAAUAUUGGACAACAUUGUGUAAAAGAUACAGGGUUACACAAAAACUGGUAAAGUUCGAAAGUUCUGUGAAAGGGAAAAAUGGGAGAAUUUAGAAGUGUUUGAUGAAAUAUUUUUUCAAUAUUAAGAAAAUUGGGGGGAAAUAUUCUUUUGUAGUGUAGAAACAUUGAUGAAGGUAUGAUUAUCUUUUUUAUGUUCAUCAAAAACACAAAGUGUUUAUCAUUUAAUCAUUUCAGUUCCAUGUCAUAAAAACAUGUACAAUUCCAUUUAAAGUCUUUUAGUUUGCUAAACUUAAAAAGAUGGGUACUAAAAAAUCUUUUGUUCACCGUAUGUUAGGCGAGCAAAGUGUAGAAGUAGUACUUUUUGUAUAUGUGUAAUUUGGAUGUAUUUAUUUUUGAAGCAGUGUGGAUAUGGACUUGACAGAAUAAAUGUCUUUAAAAGUC
Molecule: messenger RNA, 8481 nt
Organism: Mercenaria mercenaria
Lineage: Eukaryota; Metazoa; Mollusca; Bivalvia; Venerida; Veneridae
Product: bromodomain adjacent to zinc finger domain protein 1A-like
Exons: 26
Coding region: 121-4851 (1576 amino acids)
Biological process (GO): chromatin remodeling
Molecular function (GO): protein binding
Source: RefSeq, a predicted model, not a curated record